UUCCCUUCCGCUAAGGAGCAGGAUUCCAGCAUGGCGACUACCAAGCCUCCGAAGCGGAAAGCUCCGAGGUACUACGAGGGGGUAGAUGAGAAGAAGCCGGCACAAGAUGAACAGAAGAAGAAGAAGAAGAUGAUGGGGGUUGUAGUAAAACCAAAAGCAAAUCAAGCACGAGGGAAGAAGAAGCCCCAGAAGAAAGGUGUCACCACAGGGAAAAUACAGGGAGAUAAGAAGAGGAUGGGGGUUGUAAUAAAACCAAAAGCAAAUCGAACACAAGGGAUGAAGAAGCCCCAGAAGAAAGGGGUCACCACAGGGAGGAACCACAAGGAGGGAGAUAAGAAGAGGAUGGGGGUUGCAGUGAAAUGGAGAACAAAUCAAGCACAAUGGAAGAAGAAGCCCCAGAAGAAAGAUGUCGUCACAGGAAAAAUGCAGAGGAACUACAAGGAGGGAGAUAAGAAGAGGAUGGGGGUUGUGGUGAAACGGAGAACAAAUCAAGAAGAAUGGAAGGAAAAGAAUAACCAGAAGAAAGAUGUGAUCUCAGGGGCAACAGAUCCCUUCCCCGGCCUCCCCUCCAUGCCAGAAGACCAGUUAACGAAAUACGAGAGAGCGAGGAAAGCGGAGCAGGUUAUGGAUACCUUUCCAAAUGUCAAGGAGCGUUUAAAGCGUGAGGAGUCAAAGGUGCAGAGCGCGGUGAGCCAGGCGGCGAGACACGACCUGUUACUGCCGGAGGAGGAAGGGUUUCUGGAAGGCGAUGAAGGGGAGGACACGAGCACCAUCACCCAGCAGGACAUAGCCGAGGUGGUGGACAUUACAAGCGCGUCAAAGCAUUUUAACCUCACCCUCAACCAGUUUGGCCCUUACAGAAUCAACUACUCUCGGAACGGAAGGCACCUUCUCCUGGCCGGCCAGCGGGGUCACGUCGCCUCCAUGGAUUGGCAUACUAAGAAACUUAACUGUGAGAUGAAUGUGAUGGAAACAGUCAACGAUGUCAGGUGGCUGCACACUCACGCCAUGUUCGCCGUGGCUCAGAAGAAGUGGCUGUAUAUAUACGACAACCUGGGCGUGGAGCUGCAUUGCAUCAAGAAGUUUAAUGACGUUCUACGUAUGGAGUUCCUGCCGUAUCACUUCCUGCUCGCCACGUGUAGCGCCGCAGGCUUCCUGCAGUACUUGGAUGUCUCUGUGGGAAGAGAAGUCGCCGCCACUUGUGUGAAAGCGGGGAGGCUGAGCGUCAUGUGUCAGAACCCGCACAAUGCCGUCGUCCACCUGGGGCAUCACAAUGGCAGCGUCUCUCUGUGGAGUCCUUCCAUGAAGGAGCCUCUAGUUAAGAUGUUGUGUCAUGGGGGAGCCGUCCGGGCCCUGAGCAUUGACAAGACCGGAAUGUACAUGGCGUCUUCAGGCACAGACAGGAAGCUGACAAUCUUCGACCUUCGAACUUACCGUCCUCUGACAUCAUGUCUUCUGCCCCUUGGUGCAGGGUCUCUGUGCCACAGUCAGAGAGGGCUGCUGGCUGCAGGAGUUGGUAACGUAGUACAGGUUUAUAAAGACACGCACCUCACUGCUCCGCGCUCUCCAUACAUGUGCUUCUCUGUGAAAGCCCCAAUCCACGGGCUGCAGUUCUGCCCCUAUGAAGAUGUCCUGGGUAUUGGUCAUGGAGGAGGGUUCACCAGCAUGAUUGUGCCAGGUGCGGGUGAAGCAAACUUUGAUGGUUUGGAAUGUAACCCCUAUGAGACCAAGAAGCAGCGACAGGAAUGGGAGGUCAAAGCUCUACUGGAAAAGAUUCAGCCUGAGCUCAUCACUUUGGAUCCCACUCAGCUUGGAGAAGUAGAUGCCAUCACCAUGGAUAAGAAGCGCCAGGAACAAGUGGAGCGGAUGGGUUUCGACCCCUAUGAGAAGACUCGCUUUGUUCCUCGCCAUAAAUUAAAAGGACGGAGCUCCACUGGGAAUUUGCUGAAGCGCAAGAAGAAAGUGGCUCACGAGGAGAAGAGGGCGGAGAUCCGGAAGAGCCUACAAGAACGAGAUAAGGCGAAAAGGAGCGAUACAACGAAGGUCCAGCCGGGUCAGAGGUCAGCCCUGGAUCGGUUCAAGAAGUGACCACUCCGUGUCUGCAGAAGACGUCUUCUUGGGCCCUUGUGGUGUCCGUGCUGUUCAGGAACUUUUGUAGUGGAGAUGGGAUGGACGCUCCACCUCGCCCCUCUGUACAUAUAAAAAUCACAGAAGAGAAAUACUUCUAAAAUUUAACUUUUUACUAAAUGCGUUUUAAGAUUUGAACACAAAAACCCGAAAAUAAAUUGUAAAUAAUUA
Bufo bufo (common toad) is the source of this 2298-nucleotide messenger RNA. It is a transcript of the gene WDR46, whose product is annotated as WD repeat domain 46. Gene Ontology annotation, biological process: maturation of SSU-rRNA from tricistronic rRNA transcript (SSU-rRNA, 5.8S rRNA, LSU-rRNA). Lineage: Eukaryota; Metazoa; Chordata; Amphibia; Anura; Bufonidae. The transcript has 19 exons. Gene Ontology annotation, molecular function: protein binding. Gene Ontology annotation, cellular component: nucleolus; 90S preribosome; small-subunit processome. The record is from RefSeq and is a predicted model, not a curated record. The coding region runs from base 31 to 2088 and encodes 685 amino acids.